AUGUGCGCGUAACAUUGAAGUGCGUAGUAGGAGUACUCAAAGGAAGACGUGCUGAGACUGGGGUCUCUGUCCAUCCCUGUCCCAAUCGAUCUACUCGGAUCACUGAUCACGCAUAAAAAUAACGAGGUUGCCCGGCGAUUUGAUCGCAGCCGCCGCCGCCGCCGCCAUCGAAGCCCAAUCUCCUUCCGAAGCCACCGCGCUCAUCCUUCCGCAGUUACUGAAGAUACGAUAUGAGUUCUAUGGAGAGUGUAAGAGGAGAUCUUGCUCUGGUUAUUUUAUACCUAAACAAGGCUGAAGCAAGAGAUAAGAUUUGCAGAGCGAUACAGUAUGGAUCGAAGUUUCUGAGUAAUGGAGAACCAGGGCCUGCGCAAAAUGUUGACAAAUCAACUAGUCUAGCUCGGAAAGUUUUCCGACUGUUCAAGUUUGUCAAUGAUCUGCAUGCUUUAAUUAGUCCUCCUGCCAAAGGAACUCCGCUUCCACUGAUCUUACUUGGAAAGUCAAAGAAUGCAAUGCUAUCAACUUUCCUCUUUCUGGACCAAAUUGUGUGGGCUGGGAGGACAGGAAUAUACAAGAACAAGGAGCGAGCGGAGUUCCUGGGCCGGAUUGCAUUUUAUUGCUUUCUGGGCUCUAAUACCUGUACUACCAUUAUUGAGCUAGCUGAGCUUCAACGGUUAUCCAAAUCAAUGAAGAAGUUAGAGAAAGAACUUAAACACCAAGAGUUGUACAAGAACGAGCAAUAUCGGAUGAAGCUGCAGAAGUCCAAUGAGAGGCUUCUUGCUCUCAUCAAAUCGAGCCUCGACAUAGUUGUCGCUGUGGGGCUGCUGCAGCUGGCUCCGAAGAAGGUCACCCCUCGUGUCACUGGGGCGUUUGGUUUUGCUAGCUCGCUGAUUGCUUGCUAUCAGUUGCUUCCAAGCCCAGCCAAAAGCAAGUGAUCUACCAUAAGGCAGCUGGUGCACCCAGUUGGCGAGUCCUAUUGAUCGCAUCGUCGUCAACAGAAUAAAUCCGGAAUAUAACUUUCCGUGUAGCAUAUAGCUGGAUCGCCAGGCGUUACCUACGGUCAUGAUACUGCUCUGGUAGAUUUUUAUAUCGACUUGAUUAUAAUCCUUUGUGAUGGUUGUACGAUCGGGUUUGUAGCUUCUUCAGGUGCAGUGAUUUGUGUCACCAAAUAAGAAAUGAACGAAGAGAAUGAUGCAUUUGGGUGCCACUGGAUAAGAACCAAGUAGUUUACAUC
Phragmites australis (common reed) is the source of this 1231-nucleotide messenger RNA. Its product is annotated as peroxisomal membrane protein 11-5. Gene Ontology annotation, biological process: regulation of peroxisome size; peroxisome fission. Bases 231 to 932 code for a protein of 233 amino acids. Gene Ontology annotation, cellular component: peroxisomal membrane. The record is from RefSeq and is a predicted model, not a curated record. NCBI's taxonomy places the organism in Eukaryota, Viridiplantae, Streptophyta, Magnoliopsida, Poales, Poaceae. The transcript is spliced from 8 exons.